Molecule: messenger RNA, 4038 nt
Organism: Chelonus insularis
Lineage: Eukaryota; Metazoa; Arthropoda; Insecta; Hymenoptera; Braconidae
Gene: Rnb
Product: R and B
Exons: 5
Coding region: 1214-3847 (877 amino acids)
Biological process (GO): anatomical structure morphogenesis
Cellular component (GO): cytosol
Molecular function (GO): protein binding
Source: RefSeq, a predicted model, not a curated record
AAGUGCAACGGAUGCCCUUGAAUGUUCAUGCUUAUAAGAUUAGAGAGAGUGAGAGAGAGCGAGUUGUUUGGAUGACUCAGUUUAAUUCAGUCAGUAAUCAUUCGGAAGUUAAUCUGACCACAUCGCAUUUUAGCUAGAGUAACAACUGAUAGACUUGAUGAUAAAUUAUGUUAUUAUUAAAAGUUAAGUGAGUCAAUUAUAUAGGGUUGUUAAACAUAAUUGAUCAAGAUUUAAUUAUAAAAAUAAUACAUUUCUUAUUGAAUGAGAAAAAGAAAAUCUAAUUAGAGUAGUUCGACGUUUACCGCAAACUUAUAUUUUGAGGUAUUAAAUUGAUGUAAACAAUCGAUCAAAAUUCUGUAAUGCCUUUUCAAACUCGAAUACAUUUAUAAAAAAAAAAUAAUUUAUAAAUCAAGUGAUAGGAUAUUGAGCUCAAAUAAUUAUUAAUUUGAUAGAAAAUAAAGCUGAUUGAAUUCAAGUUUCUAAGAAGAAACAAAUUCUUUUAAAAAAAAUGGCGGUAAUUUGUGUUCAAACUUGUGCUAAAAGCUGCAAGAGGGCGGUUGAUGUAAGUGUCAUUGAAGAUGGCGUUAAACCAGACAUUUUAUUUUUGAAAUUUUUAAUUUGAACAGUUUCAUGCAUAUAAACAAUAAACAUAGUGUCAUAGAUAAGGGAAAGUGUCAUUAUAAUUAAUAAUACAUAAAAUCGUGACUUAAAAUGAGAUAAAAAAAGUUAUGACAAGAAGUGUUGCAACUGGAUUGUUUCUUUCAUCCUGAUUAUCUUGAUUAAUGAAUUCUUUAACACUGCUUGCUUGCUGCUUUGCCCAACAAAUUUUACUGACAUCUCAUGGUGAGAAUAGUAACUUCUAUCAUGUAAUAUGAGCUUGUGUGUCGGUGUGAUCGACCUACCAAUCAGCUGGUGUAACUAUAGUACAUUUUCAUUCUAUUAUCAAGGUAUUGAAAAAUACGACAUUUAAGAACUCAAUAGUAAGGAAAAAAAUUCGAAGGAGGGGGAAAUAUCUAUACGUAUAGUAUACUCACAUUUAGAAGUUGUAUGAGCCCACAUACAAAGGACCAUGACAUAAAUGACUUUGUUGCAUGAUGAAAAGUCAAGAUAAGUCCAUAUAAUGUGUGCAGGAUUGAAAUGCAAUUUUAGCAGGUUGUCAAUCAAUCUAGGUACAUAGAGAGUAUCUGGAAUCUGAUGACAACCUGCCACAACCAUGUCUUUACACGAUCGAAAAUUAAGAUCUUCUGUUAUUGAAGAACUGUCUGAUCAUGUUUCUUCUCGCUCCAAACACGACAUUAUUGCCUGUCUUAAUACUGUCAAAAAUGAUCCCAAAAUUUUUGACGAUUUUUGUAAAGGAAAAGGAUUAGAUAUUUUAAUCAAAUUAUUAAAAUAUCAAAAUGCUCGGAUUCUUGAUAUAACUCUUAGUAUUUUAGCUAAUGCAUUUCUUGAAUCCAGCAUCCGAGAAGAGGUUCGGGAUUCGAAACUAGCUCACAAUGUGAUCUGGAUUAUUAAAAACAUCAAUUCCAAUGGAACACUUCAUUGCAGAGCGUGCCGACUUAUUAGCAACUUAGUUCAAUCUGAACGUCAUGCAACAAUUUUUUGUGAAGCUGGAGUUAUAAAUGUAUUAAAUGGUAUUAUCAUAGACUCUACAAGUAGCUCAACACUUUUGAUGGCUGUACGAGCUGUAAGAAAUAUCUGGAUUACAAAUGAAAAAAGUCGACAAGAAAUCAUCAAUUUACAGCUUAUCAGAGGAAUAGCAGAUCUUUUGGAACAAUCAAAUUCAUCUAAACAUAAACAACUAUCCGAUGCAUGCUUGAAAGCUUUGAUAGCUUUUGCGAAUUCAACGAAUCCGAUAAUUGGUGAACAGAUAAAUGGAAUGAAUUCACGUGGCUUCACGUGUAUCUCAGAACUCUGUAAGGCUAAUAAUAAAACAUCUUUUCAAUUACUGUACACACUCUGUCAAGUAGCUGAUCAUCGGCCAAAUCUUGGAUGUGUGGGAGUCGUAGAAUGUUUAAUUGAUAUUUUAGAAACCCAAAGAACAAGUGGUUCAAUAUCAUCAUUAAUGCCUGAAAUAAUCAAGAGUUUUUGUUUGUUUGCACGUGAAGCUGUGAAUAGAAUGAAAAUAAGAUGUGCAGGAGGCCUUGAAUUAAUGUUAAAUCUUUUAAAGGAUAUCAAAAUUGAAGUUUACCAUCCGUCUCUUCUUCAUGCUUUAACUCAGUUUAUCGGAGAUGAGCAUAGUAUUUUAAUCAUGAUAAAAAAUGGUAUUGUUAAUAUAUUAGUCGAUAGGUUGAAAAUAAUGGUGCUAGACAAUCGAUUAGAAGCUAAAAAUCAUUCAGUUACACGUAAAAGAUCAGCUGAUGUUCUGUCAUCAUCAAACGAUAGUGCUAGUGCGGGUGAAAUUAAACAUAAUCGAACCAGCAAUGGCCGGUUUAGUUUAGAUUUUCAUUCAAACCAAUUAAGUCCCAGUAGCAGUACUUCAUCGCCACCAAAUUCACCACCAUUAACACACUAUAUGGAUAAUGAUAUUCUAGAUGAAGAUAAUUAUAGUCCUGUUUGCAGUGACACUGAUGAAUGGAUUGAUAAUGAUGAAAAUACAGCUCAAGAAGAGGUAGAUUCUUUGACGAGUUACGCAUCAACAAAUAUUGGAAGAGAUGACGAAUGUAGUGUUAUGCUUGACAUACUACCAAAUACAUCUAAAUUUAAUUACGCUCAUAUGUGGACAUUGAGUCUUUUGGUAAAACUAACCUUGUGGUCAGAUCCAAUAGAGGGUCUUGCCGAUUCUUCAACGAUUCAAGCACUCAUGGCCUAUAUAGAUACGUCAAAACAUCGUGUAGCGCUUUUAAUAUUAUAUAGAAUCACCAGAAAUCAUGUUUAUUUUAUGCCUUUACUUCUUCAAGGAUUUGUUUUUAAAGUACAAUUAUUGGAAAAUUUUAAAGAAUACUUGGAAGCUUUGUGUACAGUUGCGGAAUCUGGAGGUGCUUUUGGUAGUCUUUCGACAACUCUUUUAAGAGGAAAAGACUCGGAUAAAUACAUAGUAGCAGUAUCGGUACCAUUCUUACUAAGAUCUAAAGACAAGCUUAAAACACUUCUUGAUAACUAUGGAGGUCUUGAGCUUAUUUUUAAACUUCUUGCUAAUCCAAAGCAUUUACUUAAUAAAAAUGCAAUUUUAUCCAUUUGUCAAUUGGCAGAUGUACUUGGAGUUGUGCCAGAAAUUGUUGAAAAUCGGUUAAUCACUGUUGAUCCAGUAGUGAAAAAACAUUCAGAUUCUAAUUUUUCAAAUCAUUCUGUUGAACAUGCAUAUAAAUUAAAAAAUAAAAAAACUGUAACGUUUGAACUUGAUGAUGGAAGGACUGUGAAUUUUUGCCGAAAAACAUUGUGUAUAAAAUCCAGUUUUUUUUCUGCUAUGCUUGAAGGAAAUUUUUCUGAAGGAGGGAAACAGACUGUUUCUCUUCCAAAUGUUACUAAAGAGGGUCUUAUUGCUCUUUGUUUAGCUGCCAGUGGUCAUCUUUUUAAUGGAUCAGAUAAAGAUGAAAAAAUAAAGAUUGAAGCUCUUUUAGAAGCAGCGUUAUUGGCAGAUAAAUAUCUCAUGGGCGAUGAGUCAGCCAAAUUAACAGAAAUAUCGAUAUCUCGAUUAACGUCAAAAAAUUUAAAUCGUGCUUGGAAUUGGGCAAGAAUAAACUACUGCAGCGAACUCAAAAUUUGUUGUGCUAAAAAUAUUUUAACUCUAAAAAUGUCACACGAAGAUCGAAUGAAUGCGUUUCGAGAUUUUUAUGUAGAUCAAAAUUUUGAUGAAUUUUUACAAGACCUUCGAAGUAUUGUGAUGACCGAACUUUUAGUUAGAAAUUAACUGAAUAGUGAUGCCAAUUUGAACAAUUAACAUAUGAUUGUCAGAAUAAAUUGUUGAGCACUAAAAACUUCAUCAUCCAUUGACGAUAAGGACUAAUGAUUAAUUAGUUGAUUAUUGAUUAUUAAUUACUUUUACAAAAGUAUAACUCACACAUUAUAAUAUAAUUUUUUACAUUAAUCAUCAUAUUUAAA